AACUAGCUGAGAGGAAGGCUACUUUGUACCACACACAGCUGUUCAUAAAAGAGGCGAGCUGAAAAGGACACGCCGCGAACAAGGGACCGAGCGCAAAACAUGACAGACAGAAUGAUGAGAGCAAUCGAUGUGAAAGGCGGGAGAGGGAGUGCCGAUGCCUUAUUUAUUAAUGAAAUACCGGUUCCUGAACCCGGGGAGACCCAAGCAUUAAUAAAAAUCAAGGCUUUCGGGCUGAACAGGAUGGAUAUAUUACAGCGUGAGGGUAAAUACCCUGUGCCCCCCCAAGCGCCUAGUACGAUGGGUGUUGAGUUCGCUGGGACGAUUGAGAAGCUCGGCCGAAACCCUGAGAUUGGCUUCAAGCUUGGAGAUGAAGUGUUUGGCCUAGCUUACGGUGGCGCCUAUGCAGAAUACAUUGCCGUCUCAACGCAUAUGUUAAUACACAAGCCCGUGGAAUUAUCGUGGGAGGAGGCAGCUGGAAUUCCUGAGACUUGGAUAACAGCCACCCAAGCCCUAUACUUGAUAGGUGGAUUUAAGCCAGGAGAUUCGGUUCUCUGGCAUGCAGGCGCUUCAUCUGUCUCCAUAGCUGGUAUUCAGCUCGCUAAAAGUGAUGGCGCAUCUGCCGUGUUCGUGACUGUAGGUUCCCAGGAGAAGAUCGACUUUUGUCUUGAUAAGCUGGGUGUCACUGCCGGAUACAACUAUAAAACCCAGGAUUGGGCAUCUGAACUUUGA
Molecule: messenger RNA, 729 nt
Organism: Aspergillus nomiae NRRL 13137
Lineage: Eukaryota; Fungi; Ascomycota; Eurotiomycetes; Eurotiales; Aspergillaceae
Product: quinone oxidoreductase
Exons: 4
Coding region: 100-729 (209 amino acids)
Molecular function (GO): oxidoreductase activity
Source: RefSeq, a predicted model, not a curated record